Molecule: messenger RNA, 861 nt
Organism: Lasiosphaeria miniovina
Lineage: Eukaryota; Fungi; Ascomycota; Sordariomycetes; Sordariales; Lasiosphaeriaceae
Exons: 3
Coding region: 32-826 (264 amino acids)
Source: RefSeq, a predicted model, not a curated record
AACGCUUCGCCAUGGCGACAUCUCCGUCGCCAUGGCGACAUCUCCGUCGCCGUCGGCUUCAUCGGGAGUUCCGUCGGCUUCUUCGGCAGUUCCGUCGGCGUCGACAAUACUUACUUCAGUUAAGUCGACGAAAGAUAGCGAUCCCCCGACCAAGAAACGAUACCGAAAGUUCCGUUUACGCCGCUAUAAUGCCAAUUCCCAGAUCUUGAUCAUCACAAUCCCAACCGAUCUACACGAGGCCCUUCACCUAGGACUUUAUAUGGGGUAUCGUGACCAGCUUGUCCUGAAUGGCACGAAGCAAAAACAAGGUCAUCCUGGAGGAGAUGGCGGAGAAGGCGAUUCGACAGGCGGUCCACGGCCGGAACGUGUAGGAGCAGGUAAUUGGCCAACACUGGUCAUUGAGUCUGGACAUUCCGAAACAUUACCCGAGCUUCAUAAGGAUAUGCGGUGGUGGUUUCAGGCAUCAAACCACGAGGUCAAGAUUGUCAUUCUGGCGAAAUUUGACGACCAGAAACACCACAUUUUGCUAGAGAAAUGGGAGGAAGAAAUCUCGAGUCCACAAGGAGCGAUCACGCGGAGUCGGGCUGCUGCUAUAGUGCAGCAGAAUGGUGUUCUCGACCCAGUGAAACGGCAGUCAAUCACCAUUACCCGCGAUGAGACAACAAAUCCAGUAUCGUACAAUGUUACUAGGGGGGCAUUAGUACUAGGAUUUCGACUUCUUUUUCUUCGCGAUCCAGGCCCGCAAGAGGGAGAUUUUGUACUUAGCAUUCAGGACCUGCAGCAGUAUGCAGAGAAUGUCUGGGCUGAGCUGCCGAGAUCAGACUAACCAAUCAGAAAUCAAUAUUAAUGACCCAGCAUAUG